GGGGCCAUGCGGCGGCCGGGCCCGGCGGAGCUGGCCGCGGAGGCGGCGGUGCGCGGGCUGCUGCUGGGCGCCUUCGCGAUCAUGGAAUUUUUGCCUCCGUUUCAGCGCGUUUUACAGCCCGAGGAAAUGUGGCUUUAUAAAAACCCGUAUGUAGAAGUGGAUCGUGUGCCCACUGUACCCAUGUUUUUCAUCUCCUUUAUGUCUCCCUUACUGCUAAUCGUUCUGGCGAGGUUGUUCAUGAAUGCUGACCAAGAGGACACACGGGAGGCCUGCCUAGCUGCCAGCCUUGCUCUCGUCCUGAAUGGGGUUUUCACGGACGCCCUGAAGCUGGUUGUGGGGAGGCCGCGUCCGGACUUCCUUUAUCGUUGCUUCCCGGAUGGACGAGUGAACGCUGAGCUGGUAUGCACGGGGGACCCUGGCAUAGUGGCCGAGGGACGCAAAAGCUUCCCCAGUGGACAUGCUUCAUUUGCCUUUGCUGGUCUUGCCUUCUCUGCCUUCUACCUUGCGGGGAAGCUGCACUGCUUCCUUCCAGGCCAAAGAGGCCGGGCCCUGCGGCUCUGUGCCUUCCUGCUCCCGCUGUUCUCCGCCACACUCAUUGCUCUGUCCCGCAUCUGCGAUUACAAGCACCACUGGCAUGAUGUGUUAGUUGGCUCAGCUAUCGGCUUUGUGCUUGCGUACCUCUGCUACAGGCAGUAUUACCCUCCGCUGAUGGACUCCAUGUGCCACAAGCCAUUCCUGUGCAAAUCCAAGGAACUUCCAGUGCACCAAGAAAAGCCAGAGACUUCCAGAUUUCACCUAGACGUAUAAUGACAGGGCAGGGGAAGGCUUUGGGGAAGUUGGUCGUGGUCCACAAGAAGUGACUCAAAUGAGGAUUAACUUGAAAAACAAACAAGAAUUUUCGGUUCUGUAAUGUCUUGCAGCGCCCUGCUCAGUGGGCCUAUGUUUAGUUUCACAAAAGUCUAUAGGUGUUCCUUCCUUUGGACCUGUUCUGAAGUGAGCUAGGUAUUCAGCAUCCAAGCCUGCAGGAGGAAUGCCUGGUUACAAUUUUCACAUCCUGAUGUGAAAAUUGGAAAAAUGUGACAAUUUGUGUGCCAUGUAUGGAUGGCUGUUCUUACAUCUAGUUUACAGUGAAAGAAUGCAGAAACCGUGAUCAGAUAUUCUCAUUCAGUUCAAUUGAACAUCCCUUUUCAUAGAAAGAAUAUGCUGAAGUGCAGGACUUGUCCCUUGUACUACAUUUAAGCACAUCUGUUAAAUCUCAGUUGAAUUAAUCUGGAGUAGUAAGUGCAAGGCUGCUGUCUUUAACCAUGUAUUUAAAGUGGGGAGAGGGAUGAUGAAACUAGAUUAUUUGUAUUACUGUACUAGCCUUGUUUUUAUUCUUAUUUGGCAAAUUAAAGAGGUUGAAUUUUUUAAA
Rhea pennata is the source of this 1411-nucleotide messenger RNA. It is a transcript of the gene PLPP5, whose product is annotated as phospholipid phosphatase 5. The coding region runs from base 7 to 807 and encodes 266 amino acids. Gene Ontology annotation, biological process: phospholipid dephosphorylation; phospholipid metabolic process. The transcript is spliced from 7 exons. Gene Ontology annotation, molecular function: phosphatidate phosphatase activity. The record is from RefSeq and is a predicted model, not a curated record. NCBI's taxonomy places the organism in Eukaryota, Metazoa, Chordata, Aves, Rheiformes, Rheidae.